GAAGAAGUGGAAGCGCUUUCUCGAAAUAAUAUCGCUCUUGGUUUUUUAUUUCGAUUCGGUCGGUGUGGUACAGCUCACGAGCAUAAAAUUCAGCGCAAGAGCAUAGCUGAGUCGAAAGAUCAUCAUUUUUGAAGGUGGUGGGAGCUUGGCUCUUGUGAUCCCUUGUUUUCUACAAAAUAAGUGCCAGAGUUUUGGAAGAGAAAAUUUUCAUCAUCCGUCGUCGAUGUCGCUUGCUAGAGUCGUCGCGCGAGCAAAACGCCAAUCGAAAUUCGGGAGUGUUGUCGUGUUUGUUGGAUAGUGCGCGCCUCUGAGAAAAAAGUGGAAAUCAAUCCGUGACACUGUCAGCUAGAGGAUAUUUUCGCCGUAAAUCCCACUCGAAGCGGCCACAUUCGGUGGCAAUAGGACCUCUAGUCGCGAGUUCCAACCGCGGUGCGUCGUUUUUCGGUGGUUUUGCGCAGUUUUCGACGCGUUUCAGUGGGUAAAAAUCGAACGGGAAUUUGCUCGAUUGGCUGUGGCCCUCUUUUUUGGCUGACGUCGUUGUUGUUGGAGAGACAUCUUGGGAAAGUGUGCAGUGUAGAAAAAGAAGCAGGAAAAAAGUGCUCCGUGGUCAGAGCAGGCAAGAGCUGCGAAGAGUGAGCUCUACUUGGUGGAUUAUACGCUCCCGGAGUCCCCCGGAGCAGUGGAAGAAAUCCCUCUUGGGAGUAGUGAUAACCCUCCGUUCCAGCGGGAUAAUAUUUUGAAACAUCGUAGUGCGUCCAAUUCCGAGGAAUCGAAAAUUUGUUGCUGAAGAAAACGCUGAAAUUUUACAAAUCAAUUUUUUUUCCUUCAUUCGAGCAAGAGUGAGAGGCGUGAGCGUCGUCAUCGUUGUUGGUCGUUGUGCGAGCAAGAAGCUCUGGCUUUUGGGCCAGCAGCAGCAGAAGAAGUGGAGUAGUGCACAGUGGGAGAGGAGUGUAGCACAGCAAGCACAGGCACAAAGCAGAAGAGAAGAGUAGUGGUGUGAGAGGUGAGCGCAGCGAACGACGAGGCAAGUGAGUUUAGUAGUGAAACAAGUAAAAAAAGUAAAGGGUUAGAAAAAGGCGCAGAGAAUAUUUCAAGUGAAGUGAAAAUACACCGAAAGCGUGUAUACGGGCAGAGCGCGGAGCAGCAGCAGUGCUGUGUGUGGAAUAAUAAUAGCAGCAGCAGCGGUACUAUACGACCAGCAGCAGUUCAAAUAAGAAAAAGACGAGAAAUAAGCAAACGAGAAAAAGAAGUGCGGUUGUAGAAAAGAGCAACGAAAAUGUCGCUUCCGAUAAACUCACUGUACUCAUUAACGUGGGGAGACUAUGGGACAUCGCUAGUGUCCGCCGUCCAGCUGCUCCGAUGCCACGGAGAUCUGGUCGACGUAACGCUGGCUGCCGGUGGCCGAAGCUUUCCGGCACACAAGAUAGUGCUCUGUGCCGCCAGUCCGUUUCUGCUGGAUCUGCUAAAGAACACACCAUGCAAGCAUCCAGUCGUCAUGUUGGCCGGCGUCAAUGCCAACGAUCUGGAGGCCCUGCUCGAGUUCGUCUACCGUGGCGAGGUGAGUGUUGACCACUCGCAGCUACCGUCACUCCUGCAGGCGGCACACUGUCUCAACAUCCAGGGCCUGGCACCGCAGACCGUGUCCCACAAGGAUGACAACACAACGUACACCACAUCGAUUCAGUUGCACCCGACGCUGGUACCGCAGCACCAGCAAGUCAAGGCGGUCAUCGACGUUGGAAACAAUGUUUGCACGGAAGAUCUCAUCACGACACUGACCCCCACACAGACCAUCCAGGCCCAGGUUAUCGAAACAAUCACACCGGAACAGAUGGGCGACGAGGUCACCAAGGAUGUCAUCAGUCAAUUUUUGCCCACCCGCAAGCGCAAGCAACGCACGAAGAAGCCAUCGCAAUCGCAAGGACAGAACGCCACCGGCAUGCAACAGGCAACGGCUACCGUCUCCGCUGGAGGAACCCAAGCGGCCAAGGUCAUGAAAACGGACGAGGAAGGCACCAUCCAGACGAUCAUCGUUAACAGCGCAGAGGAAGCGGCCAACGUCGUCAAGGACAUCAAAAAGGAAUCGCAAGCUGUGGACGGAGGCUCGGUUAUGGACUCGAAGGACGGAAUCAUCAAAAUCAAGAACAAAUCUCAAUCGGAACAACCAGCCACUUGCCCGAUCUGCCAAGCCGUGAUCCGUCAGUCGCGUAACUUGCGUCGUCACUUGGAGUUGAGGCAUUUCAAGAAACCCGGCAUGAAGAAGGAACGCGUCAAGAAGAGCAAGCAAGGCAAUGCAAAUGGAGGACAGGCAAACACCAGCGGCACAGCAGGCAACGGAACCGUUACAACUGUGGAACAACAGCAGCAAGCCCAAGCUCAACAGCAAGCGCAGCAGCAGACCACCAUCGAAACGGCAGGAACGAUAUCGGUAACGGUUUCCCAGGCACAGGCUCAGCAGUUGGAACAGGCAGCGGCAAACGGUCAACAGCACGUGGUAACACAGCACGAGAACGCCGAUGGAACGACUUCGCUUUCGAUUGCCCAGGUACAGACGCUGGAUGGACAUCAGCUAGCGAUCGGAAAUCUGAAUCAGGCCACUCUAAUCCGUACCAGCGAGUCGAUCGAGGCCGGUAUUAUCGCAACGCACGAACCAACGCUGCGCCCUCACACGGAGCUGUUCCGCGUCGGCAAUACCGUCUACACGAUAGAGGAACGUCGGCCGGAUCAGCCGAAUCGUUUGACUUAGAAC
Molecule: messenger RNA, 2749 nt
Organism: Ochlerotatus camptorhynchus
Lineage: Eukaryota; Metazoa; Arthropoda; Insecta; Diptera; Culicidae
Product: transcription activator GAGA-like
Exons: 8
Coding region: 1277-2746 (489 amino acids)
Biological process (GO): regulation of transcription by RNA polymerase II
Cellular component (GO): nucleus
Molecular function (GO): protein binding
Source: RefSeq, a predicted model, not a curated record